Histoplasma capsulatum G186AR is the source of this 531-nucleotide messenger RNA. RefSeq lists its product as uncharacterized. The record is from RefSeq and is a predicted model, not a curated record. The coding region runs from base 1 to 531 and encodes 176 amino acids. The transcript is spliced from 6 exons. Lineage: Eukaryota; Fungi; Ascomycota; Eurotiomycetes; Onygenales; Ajellomycetaceae.
AUGGAUGACGGAACGAAAUACUCCACAAGCAGGCUGGUUAACAGGAACUUGAUGCCCUCGGGUGGUAAGCCAUGGGAUCUAGCUUCGUGGUUCGGAAGCACCGAAUUCCGAGAGAAAAACUGCAACGCAAACUUUAGAGAGGAUGGCCAAGCGAAUGAAGAGUCGUUGACUGACAACCUGUCGGCGGGGAAGGUAUUGCGAUUGGUUAGUCGUCGUUCCUGGAGAUUGAGAGAGGAGGAGCAGGGAAACGAUCAAAAUGUCCAAAUGUUCGCCAAUCCCCGUAGCAAAAUGGUGACGAGUGAAGCUGCGUGGCGAUACUUCUUCUCCCCAGUCAUGUCCGGGAGUAUGCGUCUUAGUGGGCAGUUAGGCGUAGAAAUGACAAGUCAGCGGACAGGAAGACAGACAAGGAAAGAGAAGAAAACGAUUGUCGAAGACGUCAAGAUUCAACAAUGUGAAACUCCUGCUCUCCUUCAUCAAGCUCAAAGGUUCAUGUGCUCCUGCAGUGCAGUGGAUGAUGAGGUUGAAACAUAG